AUGUGUGAGGGGAAUGGGCAGAAUAUCGACAUAUGGAUAUCCUUGGUGGGUGAUAGGGGCAGGUUCAUUGAAAGUGAGAGGUGUGAGCAUCUGACGGUUGUGGGGGAUCUCAUAGAUUAUGACAGAAUGGAAUGGCGUUGUGAUUUGAUAGAACAAAAUUUUAAUGAGAGGGAUCAACAUUGUAUACUUUCGAUUCCUCUUAGCAGCAGGGCUGGUAGUGAUGGUUUUAUGUGGGCGUAUUCGAAGGAUGGUUGCUAUACUGUUAAAACUGCCUACAUGUUGGGCAAGGCUCUUAAAGCACGCCAUAUCGUCGACGAGGCGCUUUGUCCUUGGUGCCGCAGCAGUGAGGAGACGGUGUUUCAUGCGCUGAUGGGUUGUGUGCGAGUCCGUUACAUCUGGGUGGAAUGUGGAUGUGAAGCUUUGUUGGGUGCAGGGGAAGCUACUGACUUUUGUGAGCUUUUGGUGAAGUGGGGUGAGUUGGAGGCCAAAAUGGUGCAGCGUGGUUGCUUUUUAGCGUGGAAUCUGUGGAAUGAAAGGAAUAAGUAUGUUUUCGAAAACAUACGAACCCCCCUCGAAGUUGUUGCCCAGCGUGUGUUUCGCCAAGCCGAGGAAUACUCCUUAUAUGUCGAGCGGAUCUAUGCAGGCUCCCGCAAACAGUCCUCGCCUAGUCCUAACAAAUGGUGCGCCCCUCCGAGUGGUUUGGUAAAGGUAAAUGCCGAUGCUUCUGUGAAUGGUGAGGGGUGGGUUGGCUUGGGUGCGGUGGCUCGUGAUGAUAAGGGGAGUGUCCUUUUUUCGGCCGUUCGUCGAACCAGGGCUUGGUGGCCACCUGACGUAGCUGAAGCCAAAGCAAUUUAUAUGGCUGUGCUUUGGGCGAAGCAUCAUGGUUUGAAGGAGGUGGUUAUCGAAUCUGAUGCCCAAGUGCUUGUGUCUCGUUUAUCCUCGGCAGCUCUCUUUCACUCGGAUUUGGAUGCUAUUCUUGGAGAUAUUAUUAAUCUUUGCUCAUGGUUUAAUAUCAUUAGUUUUUCGCAUGUAAGGCGUGAUGGGAAUUAUGUAGCUCAUCAUUUAGCAAAAGUAGUGCCAUUUGGUUAUGAACAACGUUGGGAAUUUCAUUGCCCCAGCAUUGUCUAUCCUUAUGUACUUUCGGACGUUUUGUCCCUGGAUUAA
This is a messenger RNA of Beta vulgaris subsp. vulgaris (sugar beet), 1164 nucleotides long. RefSeq lists its product as uncharacterized. The transcript has 2 exons. The coding region runs from base 1 to 1164 and encodes 387 amino acids. Gene Ontology annotation, molecular function: nucleic acid binding; RNA-DNA hybrid ribonuclease activity. The record is from RefSeq and is a predicted model, not a curated record. NCBI's taxonomy places the organism in Eukaryota, Viridiplantae, Streptophyta, Magnoliopsida, Caryophyllales, Amaranthaceae.